AAUGUCAAAUUUUAAUAUUUUUCUGGAAAACUGUCCACGACCGAAAACUGACACGCUUUCAGUUUAAUUUCAAAGCGAUUGUACAUUCUUAUCAAUUAAUUUAUUUAUUUUUAAGAUCUAACACUACCCCUGGACUUACUUUGAUUCAUAAUAAACUGCAAAGAUGAGUACGAUAUUGGAGAAAAUUGCCGCUAUCGAGGCCGAGAUGGCCCGAACACAAAAAAACAAAGCCACAGCUCUCCACUUGGGUAUAUUGAAAGCUAGACUUGCUAAAUUGAGACGAGAAUUGAUCACACCCAAGGGCGGCGGCGGAGCUACUGGCGAAGGUUUCGACGUUGCCAAAACCGGUGAUGCCCGUAUCGGUUUUGUGGGCUUUCCUUCUGUGGGAAAGUCAACAUUGCUGUCUAACUUAGCCGGCGUGUACUCUGAGGUGGCAGCGUAUGAGUUCACAACGCUGACAACUGUGCCGGGUUGUAUUAAAUACAAGGGGGCUAAAAUUCAGCUGCUAGAUCUCCCCGGUAUUAUCGAGGGCGCUAAAGACGGCAAGGGCCGCGGUCGGCAGGUCAUCGCCGUGGCCCGCACGUGCAGUCUCAUCUUCAUAGUGCUGGACGUCCUCAAGCCGCUGCAGCACAAGAAACUCCUGGAGCAUGAGCUCGAAGGCUUCGGGCUCCGGUUAAACAAACAGCCACCGAACAUACACUUUAGGAAAAAAGACAAGGGUGGAAUCAACUUGAAUACUACGUGUCCCCAAUCUGAGCUGGACCUAGAAGCGGUGAGGACAAUCCUCUCCGAAUACAAGAUUCCCAACGCGGACAUCACGUUGCGGUACGACGCGACCAGCGACGAUCUGAUCGACGUCAUUGAAGGCAACAGGAUAUACGUGCCCUGCAUCUAUCUACUGAACAAGAUCGAUCAAAUUAGCAUAGAAGAGUUAGACGUCAUCUACAAAAUCCCUCACUGCGUUCCCAUCUCGGCUCACCACAAGUGGAACUUUGACGACCUUCUAGAAAAGAUGUGGGAAUACCUGAAACUGAUCAGGAUAUACACCAAGCCCAAAGGACAGCUGCCCGAUUACAAUGCCCCGGUCGUUCUGCAUGCUGAUAAGACUUCGAUUGAAGAUUUCUGUAACAAACUCCAUAGGUCGAUUGUGAAGGAAUUCAAGUAUGCUCUCGUAUGGGGAUCUUCAGUGAAGCAUCAGCCGCAGAAAGUGGGAAUUGAACACGUGUUGGCCGACGAAGAUGUUGUACAAAUUGUUAAGAAAGUCUAAGCCUGUAGGAAAUAAUGCUCAAAGUUCGACUCAAACUCAAGAUAGACUUAAAAGCAUGAUUGGAUUAUCAAUAUUAUUAGAACGAUCUUAAAGGUUGAAUUGGGGAUUGCAUUUGAGUCGAAUUUUGAGCGUUGUAUUAAAAUAUGGACCUAAAUACACUAAACGUGUUGAAAAAGUAUAAUGUUUUUACGAAACGAAAUGUGUAUCGAUAAAUGAUAUUACGUUCACAUAGUCAUGUAGCGUAGGGCGUUUGACAGUUAAAUGAGAAGUCGGUGCGUUCGCGGGGCUUUGUCGUUCCGUAUAAAUACGCAUGAACUAAGUACGCCCCGCGAAUGCCCUAAGACUUCUGAGAAAAUUAUUAGACAACCUCUAUAGAAUAAAACUUGCGUCGCAGCUCUAGUGCACUGGUUAGGAACAGUCGAUAGCACUCCAAACUAUUUUUUU
Messenger RNA from Ostrinia furnacalis (Asian corn borer), 1711 nucleotides. It is a transcript of the gene 128up, whose product is annotated as GTP-binding protein 128up. The record is from RefSeq and is a predicted model, not a curated record. The transcript has 7 exons. Gene Ontology annotation, molecular function: GTP binding; GTPase activity. Bases 164 to 1267 code for a protein of 367 amino acids. NCBI's taxonomy places the organism in Eukaryota, Metazoa, Arthropoda, Insecta, Lepidoptera, Crambidae.